UUGAGUGGCCCUGAACCACCACCACCACUUACAAUCAUGUGAUUUAGUACAAGAUACCAACCACGUAUUAUAACAAGUCUACACUGGUUACACAGUCAACUUGAGAAGCAGUGCAGGUAUGGUGAAGGUGUUGACAAGCAGCAGUAGUGAGGUGAACCCCACCACUAACACCACUCGUAGCAGAAGCAACUUCAGGCGAACUCCAUCUACACACAUCUUUCAAUACUGAAUUCGAACAAAAUGUCAGAAAAGAUCAGUGUGGGUGUGCUGACUGUUAGUGACCGAUGCUCCACUGGAGAGGCAACUGAUGAAAGUGGUGCCAAUCUUCAGUCACUAAUAUCCAGUGGUGAACUUUUUCCAGGAACGGUGGACCAGUAUUUGUGUGUUGCUGAUGACUGUUCCUUGAUCAUUAAGACAUUGAUCAGUUGGUGCGAGGUACACAAGCUGCAGCUGAUACUGACCACUGGUGGUACAGGCUUUAGUCCACGGGACAUCACACCCGAAGCUGUGAAGAAGGUUAUUGGACGAGAAGCACCCGGAUUGUCAGUAUGCAUGUUGACUGAGUCACUCAAGAUCACCCCACUAGCCAUGUUGUCAAGGCCAGUUUGUGGCUAUCGAGGCCGAACAUUAAUUGUAACAUUACCAGGAAGCAAGAAGGCGUCUGAGGAAUGCGUAAGGUUUAUUGCACCUGCUAUUCCACAUGCCGUUGACUUACUUAUGGAUUGGAAAGUACCAGUAGAGAAGACCCAUGAUGCUUUACAAGCUGAGGGAAGUAGUUGUAGACAUCAUACCACGGCCUGUCAGCAUCAUCAACCCAGUGCUCAUCAGCAUCAACAUGCUCAUCACUAUCACCAUCACAAAUGUCACCAUCACCAGAGAGAUGAGACUGGAAAUACAACAUCGAAGGCUGAUGUAACUCGUAUUUCUGGUAGGCCAAGGAAGUCUCCCUACCCGAUGAUAUCUGUCUCAGAAGCUCUUGAGAUUAUCCUCUCUCAUGCAGACCAGUGUACUAAUAAGGUUGUUCCUAUGCAAGAUGCUCUGGGGUUUGUCUUGGCUCAAGACAUCAUAGCCAAUGAUCCACUUCCUCCAUUUCCAGCUUCCAUUAAAGAUGGAUACGCUGUGUUGUCAUCCGAUGGUGCUGGUGUGCGAGUUGUAGAUGGCGAUUCAGCAGCUGGAUGUCGACCGGAGAAGUUGAAAGUGAGCAGUGGGAAGUGCGUGAGAGUGAACACUGGUGCACCAAUACCACUGGGAGCUGAUGCUGUGGUCCAGGUAGAAGACACAGAACUUGUGAAGGAAGCUAAUGAUGGUCGCACUGAGCUUGAAAUUAAGAUCUUGAAAGCUCCUAGCAAGGGACAAGACAUUCGGCCACUGGGUUGUGAUAUAGCUGUAGGGCAGAAGAUUUUGUCAUCGGGUACUCUUCUUGGACCUGCAGAACUGGGACUUCUGGCCACAGUGGGAGUGACAAAUGUUCUUGUUGUUAGCAAGCCUACAUUUGCUGUUCUUUCCACUGGGAAUGAACUUCAAGAGCCAGGAGAAGCACUUCGAGAGGGACACAUCCGAGACAGUAACAAGACUACCCUUAAGGCUCUCUUACGUCAGUUUGACUAUCCAGUCGUUGAUGCAGGUAUUGCAAAAGAUAAUCCCACAUCUCUGCUGACAUCAAUCAGAUCUGCCCUUAACCAGGCUGAUAUCUUGGUCACCACUGGUGGAGUGUCAAUGGGCGAACGCGACAUGCUGCGGCCUGUGCUCACUUCAGAUUUUAAUGCUGAGAUUCAUUUUGCUCAGGUAUUCAUGAAGCCAGGCAAGCCAACUACAUUUGCUACCUGUCAGUUUAAUGGUCACAAGAAACUGAUUCUUGGACUUCCUGGUAAUCCUGUGUCUGCAGUAGUGACGGCAACGCUCUAUAUCUUGCCUCUGUGUCGCAAGAUGAGUGGCAGAAGCACUUAUGAAAACACAUGCAUCAGAGCCAAGUUGUCAACAUCAAUAAAACUCGACCCAAGACCUGAGUAUCACCGAGCCUUACUGUGUUGGAGCCCAGGUAUUGACCUUCCUGUUGCUCAUUCCACUGGCAAUCAGUUGUCAUCUCGGCUGCUGUCUAUGGCCUCGGCUCAAGCUCUUCUUAAACUUCCUCCGGCAACUUCUGAAACACAGAGCUUGCCUGAUGGCACAGUUGUUGAGGCACUACUCUUAAACAUGUGACGACCACCAUCACACUCAGUAAUUAACUUGUGACUUUGAAAAUAAAAAUUAUAAUGAAUUUGCAUAAUGGUUAAGAGGUGCACUGUAAUUGUAAAAAAAAAAUUAUGACUACAUUAAUAUACAGGACUUAUAAGCUAAUAAUUUAUUUAAUUCAACUUGUAUGUUUGUUAAGAGGGGAACUCAUAAUUAUUUAUUAUUCAAAGGUUUAUUAUGUAAAUGUUCAUAAGGUAUGGGCAUUGUAUUCAAAGCUAUCAAUAUCAUCAUAUAAUUAUCUGUUCUGCAUAUGUUUUGGUAAAUAAUAGCUCAAGAGCUUUUUUUUUUUUCCUUUUCCAGGGAUUUUUUGAACAUUUCCCCAAACAUUGCAUCCACCUUGAACUUUAAUUUUGAAAAAUGCACUUUAAGUAGCUCUAUAAAUGGCUCUAUUCCUUUUAGACAUUUCUGCUCAAGUGCAGUACUGAGUGAUUAUUUCAGGUUGUAUUUAUUUAUUUUUUUUUUUUUUUCAGUACUACACUACUAUACAUUACUUGCCAUUGUAUCCUCAUAUCAACCUGAAACUUUAAAGAAAACAUAGCAUUAUUUUUUGAGUUACACUAUAGCAUUUAACAAUUUAUUAGUUGUAUCUGUCAAGGGACUACUUUAUUUGGUUCAGGUUUUAUUGUAUCUGUCAAGAGGCACAAAUCAUUAGCAUCAAGGAACCUCCAUUAAGGGGAAAUGUACAAGAGUUAUUGUAAGGGUUAGUGAUGAAACAAAGGCUUGCAGAGGAAGUAGGAUUUAGGAAGGGUAGGGUAUGUGUAGACCAUGUUUAUUUUGAAUCAUAUAUAAGUGGACAGUCAGCUCUGUAUGACCUUUGUUGGUUGUGCUUAAUCAAACACCUCUUUACCCUUAUCUGAUAAGUGAGCACUAUUUAGAUAAGGGUAAAGAGCUGUUUGAUUUAUUGAUCAAGAAAAGGCACAUGAAGGUGGACAGGGGAACCUUGGAAUAAGUAAUAAUACUAAUAAUGUAAUCAAGGGAAGUGCUAAAUCUAAAAAGGGUCAGUGCUGUGAAAUAGGUGAUAGGUUACUAAAAGUAGUAGAGAACUUUUAUGCAUAUAGUGAGGCUCAGGUUAGGGUAUGUAGAGGGGAGGUGGACUAUUUCUCUGUAAAAGUAGAACUGUAGACAGGUAUGCAUGAUGUGACAAAUGGUUUAAAAAAAAUGACAAGUUGAAGAUCGAGACACUCAUGCAACAUAUGGGAAUCUUUAUUGAGGAAACGUUUCACCACACAGUGGCUCCAUCAGUCCAAUACAAAGCAGAAAGGUGUAAGGAGAGGAGUUUGAGGUAAUCAGUCCCUCAGCCUAGAGUCGAUGUGUUCAGUCCAUCAAUCUUGUAGAAUGUACAGUGUAGGGCCGUAGACAUGGCUUAUAUACUGUAGUCAGGUGAGGCCUCCUGCUUCACCUCGCUUGACUACAGUACAUAAGCCAUGUCUACGGCCCUAUGCUGUAUAUUCUACAAGAUUGGUGGACUGAACACAUCGACUCCAGGCUGAGGGACUGAUUACCUCAAACUCCUCCUCUCCUUACACCUUUCUGCUUUGUAUUGGAUUGAUGAAGCCACUAUGUCCUCUAGCCACAUAGUGCUUUCUCAGUCUUUUCAAGCUUUUCAUCAUGAACCAGACUGCGCAGUAUUACCCUUGUAGGUUUAGCGCUUCUUUUUUAUUAUAAUAAUAUCACAAACCAGAGAGACCAUUUUUGCCAUUGUAGGGGUAACACUAACACUUCCACAAAUUUCAGCUUUCCUGCUGUGUGCAAAUGCUUGAUUUGUUCUUACCAACCUAAUGGCCCUUUUUAGCAAGCAACAUGUCAUUUUUCAUAAGAUCCAAGAUUUUCAUUUUCUUGUCGAGAGGUCCCCUCAAGGGAGGUUUCCUGAUGCUGGUGAGGGGCUCUUUGAUCUAGGGAAUUGGAUCUGUGCUCCAGUUCCCUGAACUGAGCCUGAAUACCUUCCAUCCCCCCCCCCCCCCACAAGUGCUGUAUAAUCCCUACAGGGUUAAUGCUCCCCUAUUAUAAUGAUAAUUGUUGAGAGGUAGCACUUUACACUCCCUCUUAGCCAUUUUUUUUCACAGAAAGGGUACACAAAUAGUGAACGAACGAGACACAAGGCGAACAAUACUCAAACAAGCAUUGUUCGCUUACAUGUCACUUCAUUUACAUGGAUUCAGCGUAGCACACAGCAAAUUUAAAUUUUGCUUUUUGGAACUUUCUGGGAUUUUUUUUUUUUUUCAAAUAUUUUCCAUCUGCAGUUGGUUGAAUCCACGGAUGCAGAACCUGCAGAAAUGGAGGGCUGACUGUGCUGUGCUUUGGUAUUGUUGUCCUUCCAUAUUUCAACAGGAUAAAUUUAUACAGUAUUUAGAAAUAAAAAAUAUUUAAGAA
Messenger RNA from Cherax quadricarinatus, 4602 nucleotides. RefSeq names its product Molybdenum cofactor synthesis protein cinnamon (gene cin). Gene Ontology annotation, cellular component: postsynaptic specialization; cytosol; cytoplasm. Gene Ontology annotation, molecular function: molybdopterin molybdotransferase activity. Gene Ontology annotation, biological process: glycine receptor clustering; molybdenum incorporation into molybdenum-molybdopterin complex; Mo-molybdopterin cofactor biosynthetic process. NCBI's taxonomy places the organism in Eukaryota, Metazoa, Arthropoda, Malacostraca, Decapoda, Parastacidae. The record is from RefSeq and is a predicted model, not a curated record.